Molecule: messenger RNA, 726 nt
Organism: Drosophila santomea
Lineage: Eukaryota; Metazoa; Arthropoda; Insecta; Diptera; Drosophilidae
Product: protein nemuri
Exons: 1
Coding region: 1-726 (241 amino acids)
Source: RefSeq, a predicted model, not a curated record
AUGUCAUUGAAGUGGCUCUUGUUUGUCGCCCUGGUGGCGCUGCUCAGCAUUGGAACAGGUUCCCUGGCCCAGCCAAGGAGGUCCGCCAUCCGGGCCAGACCAGCUCUGGAGCAGCAGAUUCGCCUCCAGCGCUUGAAUGCCAAAUACUAUGCCAUUCAGCAGGACGAGGAGGAUGGCGAUGACAUCCUCGAGCAUGAAGAAGACCUGGCCGACGAUGGUGAGGACGAGGAGGAAGAUGAUAUCAACGAUGGAGAGGAGGAAGAAACCCAAAACACCGAAGCUGAAACGGAAAACAAAAAAAUGGAUACCAAAUCGGUGACCGCUAACAGCACACCCGCCAAGUCAAAGACUGAAGUCAAGCAACAGUUGCAGAGGGAGGACGAGUCUAUCGAUGAACUGCAGGACCUUGAGGAACCUGAAGAUGAAGGCGAGGACGAGCUUGAGCAGGAAAUCGACCUCCCACGCGCUGAGGCGCGUAAUCGCCGGCGCGGGGGCGGGCGAAAUGGCAAGGGCGGACGGAGGGGGCGUGGCAACAGCAAGCGCAGGAGGGGAAACCGCAGGUGCGGCGGUAAGGGAAAGCGCGGCCGUCGUGGCCAACGAAGACGCUCGCCUUCAAAGCGCAGCGGCAACAAACGAAGAACGGGUUCCAAGACAAAGCGACAGGGUCAGAAGAACAAAACAGCCGCCAACAAGGAAGCUGGUGCGCCGUCAAACAAGGUGGCCUGA